Messenger RNA from Xyrichtys novacula (pearly razorfish), 7890 nucleotides. The record is from the annotation of a GenBank genome assembly. NCBI's taxonomy places the organism in Eukaryota, Metazoa, Chordata, Actinopteri, Labriformes, Labridae.
ACCUCAUUGAACCUCAGCUCUGAAAACAGGCACAGAGGCACGAACUGGUGAGUCAAAAUGCUUAUUCUUAUUCUCAUUUUUACUCUUGUUGUUGUUGAUGUGGAGCUUUAGUUGCGGGUUUACUUGUGGGAGAAUUUUGUGUGUUCAUGUGGAAUGGCUAGUUGGAAGUGCAUGGCAUUAAUUUUUCAAAAUGAAAAGAGAAAUUGAAAUAAAAUAUCAAGGCUUGCACAUAUCGCACAUGUAGUAGAUGUCAGGGAUAUUUAUAUAUGUGAUGUGACUAAACUCUGAUGAAGUUUUAACGUCAGACUUUUACAUAAUGACAAAACCGACUGCCUUUUCUAUCUGUUUGCUCUUCUUCUUGUUUUCUUAAAACUUGUGUUCUUAAUAAGAAUUUAGUCGAAUUUAGUCGAAUUUGUCUUUUUUUGUUUGCCAAAACCUGCAUUUUUGUGAAUUUUGGGACAGAUGAGGUCGACAGGUGACCCUGAUGUUUACUCCCCCCGAUGGCCAUAUUGCGGAACUGCAAGGCAACUUUUUCACGAUGCGGAAAAAAAAAAAACACCGUUACACCGUUCCACCGUUACUUGUAAUUGCGCGAAGAAAUAAUUUUUUUAAAGUUUUCUCUAAAAUAAAUUUAGGGACUGUGUUUUUCAGACUUGUCACAUAUGUUUAAUGACAUUUACGGAGAUUAAAAAAAGCAAACAGGAGUAACGUGACCGGAACUUAAACCAACUUAUGUUUCUCUCCGGAACAGCUCAGAAGGACUGUCAACAACAAACAUGGCGCCGCUCAUCGCUUAGCUUGACCUGUAUCGACGAGAUAAAUGAAAAGAAAAAGCUUGUUUUGAAUUUACGGCAAGUAAGUUGAUCUCGUGUUUUUUUUCUUACGUGAAGCAUUUGCCAAUCAUAGCGUUUUUCAGUCUUGAUUAUGUUUUAGUUUUAAACAAGUAAUUUGGUUUGAGUUUGAUCAAUUGAAGGAGAGGGUGAGUCAUAUGUUCAAAAAUGAAUAUUUCAGCUCAUUCAGAGAGUUGACCAGCUUCGACUUGUUUAAGUGCAAAUGUUUAGUCUUCCUUUGUCUUCUUGUAAGAUGCUCUUUUGCAGAUUGUUCGCUAUCGGUGCAGCUAACCUACUUUUCAGUGCAGUCUCCAACAUCAAUGACUUCCUGCCCCGGGCCUUCAUGUUGCCAUAACAACACACUGCAGACUCAAUAUAUGAAGGACAUUAAAGGAGGUCAACCCACUAUCCCACGAGGCUAGCUUCAUUCCAUUUGUUCGCUAAUACAUGUAUAUCAUAUUAAUAUAAACACAACUACACCCGGAGAUAUUAUUCCAUACUAGAAGAGCUACUCGUUUUAUUAAAAAACUGAUGCAAUUUUGGAUUCAGCAAACAUCAGGUACAGUCUAUUCUGCUAUAGAUACCUUUUGUGGCGUGUGUAACAGUUUGGGAUGAUUGUCAAAGGUGGGGCUGACCUUGAUUAACAGUUGCUCUUUAUUUUACCUGACGUGGAGCUUAUUUUUGAAUGCAACAAAAAACAAUUAUAUAUCCCCUCUCAACCUAUAGAGGAUAUACAGAGUGCAACCCCAGAUGUAAGUAGUGGGGGCACUUCCAAAAUACCACUAAAAGCAUAUUUAAAUGGUUCACAAAUAAUUCAAAGCCUUUAUUUAAUUGAAAAUAGUAAGAUAAGAUAUGAAGAUUGAAAUUGAAAAAUUCUGUUGUUUUACAAAAAUGUAUGCUCAUUUUAAAUUUGAUGCCAGCAACAAAUAUUUAAAAAGUUUGUGCAUGGGUAUGUUUGCCAUAGCUUUGCAUCACCUCUUCUUCAACAACAGUCUAUAAAAGUUAAAUAAUGUCAAUGAUUGCUCCAGAUUUUCUGGAUCAUUUCUGACAUUCAACAUUAUUGAAAGAGCUGAACCAUUUCAUCAUCCAGUCUCUCAAAUUGCAUCACACCUUUGUAAUGCAAUUUUUCACUCAAAAAAGUUACAAACCUGUUGCGAAUUAACCACAUUAGUUUAAAGAUGUUCCUUCAGGGCUUUUUUAAGCACUAAACAGCUUCUUUUUUGUUUUGUUCUACUUACCUCAACUGCUCUGAGAUAUGUUGCUGGCAUUAACUUGAAAACGAGUGUUUACAAUGAAAUGUAGGCUUCAAAUGAUGUGCAAAUGAUCAAGUUCUGUUUUGAUAACACUUGACAGUGUAUGGAUUUAUUACAGAUUUAUAUCUUCAGUAAGAAGUGAUGGAGUUGUGGCUAAGAGCCAAAGCCAAAAUGUUAGUCAGUAAUGAGAGACAGACUGACAGAUUCUGGCUUAAAUUCAGAUAAAAAGAUUCAUAUCAUGAGCUGCCUCUUUACUCUGUCCAGCAGACUUGGAAAUCAAUUUACCUGGUCAUUUCUUUGUCUCCUUAUCAGAUCAUUGGAGCACCUAGUGGCUGAACACUGAGCAGCGGCGAAGUCAUGGUACUGAAGAUCUUCUUCCCACAGUGCUGUAACCGGGCAGACAGUGGGCUUCUGGUCGGCCGCUGGAUCUCUGGUCAUGACUCCGCUGUGGUGUUGGCUGUAAUCCACUACCCGUUUAUCCCCGGGCAAGUCAAACAGUACAUCCAGCAGGUGGGUGCAGCACAGAACACACCUCUGUGCUUUCUAUUGGAGUGGAUCGCUCAAAUUAGACUCAGAUAAGAUUUUUAGAAACAAAAGCUCCUUGGGAUCAUUUCAAAAUUCAAAACGCAGCUUUAAUACAGUUUAUGCUGUUUGGAAGGUACUUCAAGUAAGUGGUUGACCAAAACCAGACUUCAGCAGCUCAUGCCAAUAAUUGGAGAGCAGGUUGACUGAUUGCAUUUGUAAGAGUCCUGUGUUUUUUUGUGUUCCAUGAAAUUAAAUCAGGAACAAAUGAGAAAAAAGUCCUGAACUAGAAUGGUUAAUUUGUUAUUAUUGACCUUCCCCUGUGUUUACUCAGUAAAAUAUUGCCAAAAGAGAUUUCUGGAUUUCUCCCGAUUGUGACCUUUAUCUCAAGUUACUCUAGUCCAAGCACAUAAUAACUGAAAGUGACAUUUUAUCUUGCUGAACUUAGUGAACAUGUUUUGUUGUUGUAUAGAAAUUUUAACUCUUCUUCAUCCUUGUUUCCUCUAGAUGCAGGCUCAGAGUGGAGUGGAGCUUUCAGUGCUGGGCUCAUGGAGUUUACCCAAGGAGGGUCAAGAGGGGAUGGAGAGCUUCCUCAGGGACCUCAGCACCAUCUUCCCUCAGGAACGCUGGCUUCAGAUCAAGCGGCAGAUGGGCAAAACAGGCUUCACCUGUGAGAUCCUCAACAGAGACCAGAGUAAGAGCCUCAGACAUCUAUUCACCUGGUUUGAAGCUCUUCAGUUUUGAAUAGACACAGACAUUAUAUUUGAUAUUAAAUUGUCAUCUUUAGCUGUAGUUGAAAUUUUGAAAUAUGAAACAUCGUUUAGUUUAUUAUCUGUUUGGAAUACUUCAUACACCCCAGGAGAAAUUUCUGAGAGAAAAGCAGGAUUUUAAAAAGAAUCUAUCUUUGUGACCAGGUGGAAAAGCGGCUCAGCAGGACUCUAUAAAGAAAAAGAAGAAGGUGAAGAUUGAAGAAGAUUAUCAGCAUGAUGACAGUGAUAACAAAAAACAGCAGGAGAAGAAGAAGGAGAAGAUUGAAGAAGAUGAUCAGCAUGAUGACAGUGAUAACAAAAAAAAGCAGGAGAAGAAGAAGGAGGAGGAGGAAGGGGAAGAGGAGGAGAAGGUGAUCUUUGUCCACUACGAACAGAGGAAAGUGAUGCUGUCGCAGCUUCACCCGAUCGAAAAUGGAGUUCCAGACCCCAAAACAGAGCCACCGUCUGAGCUGAGACAGGUAGGAGACAGAGGUGACAAGGAGAAAAGUCACAGAGCUGUUUAGUUUCAGUUUAGUUUCUCUGAGCUGCCUUUAUAAUGACAGUUCACAAACAGAUGCUGUAAACUUAGGCUUGAAGAGGGAUUGUUUGUUUGAGAGCCUCUUGGUAAAGUGUGUGUGCAGGUGUAAACAGGUGGUCAUGCUUGUUCUCAAGAUUCUUCCUCCUUUCUGGUUCAGGUGUUUCAGACAGUGGCCCGUAGCCAGCCGCUGUUCUUCCUGGACAGGUAUGACGAUGGGCCGCUGAAGUCCACACACUGGCAGUCUGAAGGCAGAGAGGCCAGCAUCAUCAUGGAGCUGCUCAAACAGGCCUCUGUGCCGCUCUGCCUGCUCAUCAGCUGGCUGCUCUCUGUAUGGACCUGGAUCUGCAACGUGAGGUGAGAAGAGGAAGCUUCAGGUUUUUCUCGCAGGAAAACUUUCCUGAUCGUCAUAAACAUUUAAGUAAUACAAACUGUGUUCUGUCUCCAGGAUCUUCAGUCUGUACCCGCUCCGAUUCCUGUCCAGUAAGCUGUCUACCUGUGUCCAGCUCAGCUACAGAACUGAACACCUGAGGACGCUAAGUUCAGCAAAACCAGCAACAGGACACACAGAGUUCAUGAGGUGAUUGUUAGAGAAAUCAGCAGACAAACUGUUGGAUGUUCUGGACUUUCCUUGCUCUUGUGUUCUCUGUUUGGAGUUUUCAUGUUUGUCUGUUCGCAGGAAAUCAAACAUCUUGGUGUCAUUCCUGAUCGAUGUGGCUCUCGGCUUGUUGCUCAUCUCGUGGCUCUACAGAGAUGACCACAUCCGCAUGUUAGCCAACACACUGGUGCCUGCAGCUGAUGUAAGUGUAUUACAUCAGCUGAGAUCCAAAACUAACAGUCAUUUAACCCUUGUAGACAGAUUGUAAUUGUUCUAUUAAAACUAUCUGAUAUUCUAGCAUAUAGUUACUCUGUUUUAAGACUGAUUCUGGUUGGUCUUUUUUCACAUUUUAUGUCCCCCUCUCUUUCUUAUUUGGUUGGUUUAAAGAAACCUGAAAGCAUUUUCUGUGGCCUCUGAUUUACCUCCUCUGAUUUGAUUCUUCCUCAGCAUGUAGCGAAGGAGCUGGAGGAGCUGCUGCAGUGGCUGAUGGGGGCUCCUGCGGGGCUGAAGAUGAACCGGGCCCUGGACCAGGUCCUGGGUCGUUUCUUUCUGUAUCACAUCCACCUCUGGAUUAGUGAGUCACAGCACAAACACACUCAGCACUUUGGGUUUUACUGAUAUUUUCUCAAACGUGUAUCUUAAAAUGAUCAAGCCAAAAUAAAAAAUGCAGAAAACAUAAAAAAGAAAAACACGAGUCAGACAUCUUGUUUCCAUGCAGGCUAUAUCCAUCUCAUGUCACCCUUCAUCGAGGGGAUCCUGUGGUACGGUGGCCUCUCAGCUUGCCUAGGCCUGACCUUUGCUCUCUCGCUGCUCUCUGACAUGGUCGCUCUGCUCACCUUCCACAUCUACUGCUUCUACGUCUACGGAGCCAGGUCAGACAUCACAUGCUUUAAAGACAGAAAAGAUGUCCUUUUUUAUUUGUCUUAAUAAUAGAUGUUCGCCUGAUUUCUUGAUCUAUUAUGUUUCAAUAUAAAACCCGACUCACAGAAGUGACCGGUUUACUUUCUUAUUGAUUUGGCCAGACAGAUUGUGUUCUUCAUGGAGUCAAGGAUGAUCCACGUUACAAUUCCUCCUCUCCUAAAUUAAAAAUUGGUAUUUUCACUGUGCUGUGUGCUUAUGGAUUGCAACACAACCUACAUGGAUAACCCAGUAUUCAUAAAUUAAUUACAGUAUUCUCUAGUGAAUAGAUUUGGACUUGAAUUAUCCUUCAUUUUUGUGCACAGUGUGUUCAUUGCAUUAAGUGUGUCUCCACAUGUUGGGAUGAUGAGAUUGAGAGACAGCAGAGAAAUAUUGAAUCAGUUAAGCAGAUGGUUUGUUACUCUACAUGGCCCUAAAUGUGGCCCAACACACAUGAGUGCACACAUUCUCAAACCAGUGCAGAGCAUUUUGGCCACAAAGAUCAAACAGACUGGUCAAUCCCGGCUAACACAGGGAUUGACCAGCCACUCUCUUGCACCAUGAAAAGUUUCACCAGUGGAGUUUGGUGGCUUUGAAGAGAUAAAUGUUGCAUCUAUUUCCAGAUUUAAAAAAUCUCUCUUUUUAAAUACUAUUAUUAUGUUUUUGUUUAGCCAAUCUAAUGAACAUUUGUGCUUUUAAAACUUUAACCAUGAUAGUCAGAUUGAACUCCAGGUGCACACACCUCCUGUGUUUUAUUUGAAACCAGGACUCAUGGUCUCUGCUGAAGCCUGAAAGCUGUGAUAACAGUCUUGAUCAUUGGAGGAGAGAGGAUUGACUAAAUUAUGCAUUUGCUCUAAAGAUAGCUUAGCUCGCUCGCCUGUGGUGUAUAAUGAAAUAUUACCCACUCUUCUGGUUACAUAUUUAUGCUCUAACAGCUUUUUGGAACACGUCUGAUGUGUGGUUAAAACCUUUGUCAGGGUAAGUCAUUAAAUCUGUAUGAUGUGGCCUAAAUAUAAAUCUCCUGAUCAGACCACAGCUCGGUUUAAACAGAGGAGAAGUGAUGUGGAAAAGCUUCACUUCAGAGUGAGAUGGAGGAAGAUGAUCUGGCUCUCUCUGCAGGCUGGAAACGAUUAAGACUAGAGGAAUUUAAGACAGAUAAAGACUCAAAGUUUAAGAGGGAGUUAGACUAUAUCAAGAUUAAGACCUGGACGUGGUGAAAAGUUGACUAUGAACUGGUUUUUGACCACUUUCUUUAAUAAACCCUUGAACUUUUCUAUCCUGCUUUCUAAUAACACAUUCUUCUGUCACUCAGUCUCUCUCCUCCUCUUAUUCAUCUGGUAUGGUUUUUGUCCCCCUGACUGUCUGUCUGUGUGUCUGUCAGGCUAUACUGUCUGAAGAUCUAUGGCCUCUCGUCUCUUUGGAGGCUCUUCAGAGGGAAGAAGUGGAACGUCCUGCGGCAAAGAGUGGACUCCUGCUCUUACGAUCUGGACCAGGUCACACACACACACACACACACACACACACACACACACACACACACACACACACACACACACACACACACACACACACACACAAACACACACACACACACACACACACACACAAACAAAACCAUAUUGAAGUGUUCAUCUGAGAGAUGCUGAUGUUUACUGUGUGUGUUUGUGAUACUUCAGCUCUUCAUUGGGACUCUGCUGUUCACCAUCCUGCUGUUUCUGCUGCCCACCACAGCACUCUACUACCUGGUCUUCACUCUGGUAAGACAAGACACCAUCAUGUGUGCAAAAUUAAGCUAUGACAAUAGAUACAAAGCCAAUUACCAACACAGCUGUAAAGGAUGAUCUGUAUCACUCAAGGUAAUGAAAAUGGCAUGAUUCUUCUGUCAAAGUAAUAAAUAGGCUGAUUUAUGACUGAAAAACAUGGUGCAAGUAGAAAAUAAAAUAGUAGAUUGAGUUUGAUCCAAAAAUCUUCUGAAAAGAAUAUCAUAUUUUGAUUCGUCCUGCUACAGACAGUUUAGCAUACCUUCAUUUGUGGAUGCAAAAAUAAAGUGUGUUCUAAGACGGUGGUGUUUGGAUGCUAUUUUCAGUCCAUGCAGUGAUUUGCACUACAGAAUCACGCCUCCAAUUACUCAAAGUAAUCAAGCAACAUGCACAAACAGUUUUUUUUCUUUCUCUUUAAUUUUUUGUAUUGAUUUACAAACCUGAAAAAAUAGCCAUUUGUAUAUUUGUGUGUUAUGCAGUUGCGUUUGGGGGUGGUGCUGUUCCAGGGCAUCCUCCACCUCAGUGUGGACUUCAUCAACUCUUUCCCUCUGUUUGCCAUGGGCCUUCGCAUCUGUCGCUCCUACAGACUGGGAGGUAUAUCACAUUUUCACAUUGUCCAUCAUACUAUAUUUGUCCAGCAGAUGUCAUUUAAAGUCACUUUAAAGCAAAGGAGGUCUUCGACAAUCUCUUUUUGUUUACAAUGCAUCAAGUUGCACAGGGAAGUAAACGUCUUAUAAAUUGAUUGU